CACUUCCAAAAAAACCCAAAAAUCUCAGAAGAAGAUAGAGAGAGAGAAAGGGAGAUUUACAACAACAAUGGACGAUUCAAGCACAAGAAGCCAAAAGAAGAAGAAGAAGCUUCAAAGAGACAACAACAACAAAACGAUUAAUCCAAAGAACAAGAACAACAUCCCAACUGUUUGGUUCUCACUCAAGAAAUCUCUCCACUGUAAAUCCGAACCAUCCGAUGUCCACGACCCCAAAUCCACAAAACAGCUCUCAUCAAUCUCCACCAAGAGAAUCUCCGGCGUCAACCCCGGCAUCGUCGCCGGCGGAUGCGGCGGUGGAUUAUCGGGAUGUUCAAGGUCGAUAGCGAAUCUCAAAGACGUAAUCCAUGGAAGCAAACGUCAUUUCGAGAAACCGCCGAUAAGUAGUCCUCGUUCUAUUGGAAGCAACGAGUUUCUCAAUCCCAUCACUCACGAGGUUAUACUAAGCAACUCCACUUGCGAGCUUAAGAUCACCGGCGUCGGAGACAUGGCUUCACCGGCCGGAGCAACGGAAUCAGGCGGUGGCGGCGGCGGCGGCGGCGGCGGAGGAGGAGGAAAUGGUCGGUCGACGACUUUUGUUGGGAUGUUGAGGCCGGGAACGCCGAUGCAUUAUCUGAAUCAUUCCGCUUCUUACCGGAGUCAAACGACGGCGAGGAAGGGUUCGUUUGCCUUGUCGGAGAGAGAAGGAAGAGGAGGAGGAGGAGAAGGGUUAGGGUUUCACACAAACAGGAGAGUUUCUUUGGAGAUAAACAGAGACUCCGCCGUUAAUGGUGGAGGCAAUUCCUCUGUUUCUUGCCAUAAAUGUGGUGAACAGUUCAAUAAACUCGAAGCUGCAGAAGCUCAUCAUCUCUCUAAACACGCCGUGACGGAGCUCGUAGAAGGCGACUCCUCGAGGAAAAUCGUGGAGAUAAUCUGCAGAACGAGCUGGUUAAAAUCAGAGAAUCAAUGUGGAAGAAUCGAUCGAGUCUUGAAAGUGCACAAUAUGCAGAAAACGCUAGCAAGGUUCGAGGAAUACAGAGAGACGGUGAAGAUCAGAGCGAGCAAACUCCAGAAGAAGCACCCGAGAUGUCUCGCCGACGGGAACGAGCUGCUCAGAUUCCACGGAACCACCGUCGCUUGCGGUUUAGGGAUAAACGGGUCGACGAGUAUCUGCACGGCGGAGAAAUGCUGCGUCUGCCGGAUUAUAAGGAACGGGUUCUCGGCGAAACGGGAGAAGAAUAACGGGAUAGGGGUUUUCACGGCGUCGACGAGCGGUAGAGCGUUUGAGUCGAUCGUGGUCAACGGUGGAGAUCAAAAUGGAGAUGAUCGGACGGUGAGGAAAGUGUUGAUUGUGUGUCGGGUUAUAGCCGGAAGAGUUCAUCGGCCGGUGGAGAAUGUGGAGGAGAUGAAUGGGUUGAUGAGUGGGUUUGAUUCUUUGGCCGGGAAAGUUGGGUUGUAUACUAAUGUGGAGGAGCUUUAUUUGCUUAAUCCAAGAGCUUUGCUUCCUUGCUUUGUGGUAAUCUGCAAAAGCUAAAUUUUUUAAAAACAAUUUGUUGAUAAAUUUGUGUAUCUAUUUAAUGAGAAUUGAAAUCAAUAGAAUCUGGAAUCUAGGUCU
This is a messenger RNA of Eutrema salsugineum, 1612 nucleotides long. RefSeq lists its product as uncharacterized. The transcript has 2 exons. The record is from RefSeq and is a predicted model, not a curated record. Lineage: Eukaryota; Viridiplantae; Streptophyta; Magnoliopsida; Brassicales; Brassicaceae. Bases 68 to 1531 code for a protein of 487 amino acids.